This is a messenger RNA of Coffea arabica (coffee), 740 nucleotides long. RefSeq lists its product as uncharacterized. Lineage: Eukaryota; Viridiplantae; Streptophyta; Magnoliopsida; Gentianales; Rubiaceae. The record is from RefSeq and is a predicted model, not a curated record. Gene Ontology annotation, cellular component: chloroplast.
UGUCCAACUAUCAAGAUUUUGUUCAGACACAUGGCCACAGCUCUGCAGGUCCCUUCUUACUUCUGCUUCCACAGGAAGAAGAAUGAUAGGAAAUUGAACUCACUCAUCAGCAAUUCUUCCAUCUCCCCUUCCAGUUCCAAGUCUAAUUACAGUACAAGUUUUAGACUCAGAGCUGUAAAGGAGAAAACAGAGGAAAUCAAGUCUUCUGCACCAUCCUCAGCUGAAGAUGUUACCAAGAAGUAUGGCCUUGAAGUUGGGCUCUGGAAGAUAUUCAGCUCAAAAGAGAAAGGAGAUGAAGGAAAUGAGGAAAAGAAAUCAAAAGGGGACCAAGCAAAGGAACUCUUGGCAAAGUAUGGAGGAGCAUACUUGGCCACCUCUAUUACCCUCUCUUUAAUCUCCUUUGCCCUUUGUUAUGCUCUCAUUAGCGCUGGUGUUGAUGUUCCAGCUUUGCUGCAGAAGGUAGGAAUUUCCACCAACGAGGCUGGGGAAAAAGUUGGGACUUUUGCUUUGGCCUAUGCUGCUCAUAAGGCUGCAUCUCCCAUCAGAUUUCCUCCUACUGUUGCCCUUACUCCAAUCGUUGCAAGCUGGAUUGGCAAGAAAGUUGAUAAAGAAAACUGACCUGGCUGAUUAGUGAUGCUGGGCAAUUUUUUGUUACCAACAUAUGUAGUAUUUCUUUGGCAGCAAUAUAACUAUUUGACAGAGUUUUUGACCGCUUUUAAAUACGCAAGAAUUCUUGUAAA